AGUCUAUCUCCGAGCCUCAUCCGAGACGCGUCAAUUUUCCGAAAUCGACGUUAACCUUUCAGUGAGAGUUCAAAAUGACGGACGCUUCAAUAAGAAAUUCGCGUCACUUAUUUUUCUGAACGAAAUUGGUCGGAGACUCGUCAAUUUUCCGAAACCUUCGGUGACCUUUGGCGAAAGUUCAAAUCGCCGACGCGACGCUUCUUGCUUUUCAGUGAAAGUUCAAAAUGGCGGCUCGACCUUCUUUUGCCUCCGGAAAACGCGGAAGUAAUCAAGAGUGCGUGCAAUGAAUCGGUGGGGUGAUGAAAAAUUCAGAUUUUCAUUAGAGAAAAAAAUGCACGCAUAUCUUCAUAUCCCUACUUUUGUAUGAAACAUUAGAAAAGUCAGAAGCGGGAUCAAUUUUUAACGGAAACAAUUAACGAAACAGGAGAAUCGUUUCAGAAUUUCUUAUUGAAGAAUGUCAUGGGUUUCACCGUCAUUUCUUGACUGAUGUUGAUAUGAUGUAUUGAAGUGAUUUUUUCCAAAAAAAAAAGAGUGAAAAUUAUUGUCGAAAAUGAUCAGACCGUGCGUGUCGGAAUGCAAUUUGACCAAUGGUCAUGUGACACCGAUUCAGGCAGUGCUCAGAAGGAAGAAGUCGUUGUCAAAACUAAAUUUUCGAGGCAUCAAAAAGGAGGAGUUGCAGAGGCGGACUAGCAUGUAUCUAGCCUCGAUGACGAUAGAUGAACUAUACUGCGAGAUCCUGUUCGAAAUAUUGCACAACGUGGGCUGCGACAUCAGCUACGAAGUUGGCCAAACAGCUUUGUUCUCGUACGCUCAAGACGCAUUUAAAAUACCCAAUGACAAACACAGAUAUCUCCUAGAGCUAGCCGAGAAGAAAGAAGCUCCUGAUCGAAUGAUCAAUGUCGAGGUGAUAGAAGCUAAAGACUUGAGACCAAAAGACUCGAAUGGAAUGAGCGAUCCAUUUGUAACGUUAUACUUAUCAUCGAAUAUGAGCCAUAGAUAUAAUACGUCUGUAAAAACAAUGACAUUGAAUCCUGUAUGGGAAGAACACUUUGCACUGCCAAUCACAGAAAAUACAGCAGACGAAAAUCUAUGUCUAGAAGUGUGGGAUUUCGACCCUGCAGAGUCGGUAAAGGAAAAAUUAGGGAAAAUAUUCGAUGUCAAAGGUGUAAAAGGCAUGCGGAAGUUAGUUAAAGAAAUCGCUGUCACCGCAACGACUGGACAGCAUGAAAACGAACUCAUAGGAAGAGCAAAGAUACCUCUAAGUACAAUACCAGCAUCUGGAAUGACAAUGUGGUACAGUCUAGACAAAAAGAACAAAAUCAACAGGCAAGGCGUGUUAAAAGUAAGAGUUACCUUCAGCUCUGAGAAGAAUAACCAAGUCGCUGAACAAGAAUAUAGACAUCUUCUAAGGAUAGUAUUAUUACACGAACUUGAAACAUCUAAGGUAGCCGCGAACUGGUGGUGCGGCACCUUCACGCCUCAAGGCGAGCAGCUCCUCACCCAACACAUAGCCCAAUCAGGGCUUACCCCAGCAGAAGUAGCUCUAUGCCAGUACUACGUUUACUCUUCGAUACAUCAGAGUCACGCCUUGAACUUGACGCUGUUCUCGAACCUCCUGGAGAAGCUGGUGAAGCCUCUGCAAGUUGGUGGUGUGUCAGACGAGGAUACUAAGUUGUUUUGGGACGCUACAAAGAAGCUUUUGCCUUCGUGUUUCAGUAUUAUCAGGAAGAUUAGGAGGAAGAGCGUCACUGAGAAAGCUAUGGUUAAACAGGUUGUGGAGGUCCUGAAAAUCUUGAACCACAUCCACUCUUUGGAACCUCCAAGAAGCAACAUCGACCUGUUCCCAGACACUAUGUACCCCUGGGUGACGUACCAAGACGACAGGACUGUACCGACUGUACUUAAUGAUGCUGUAGCUCAAGGUGCCAACGAUUGGCUCAACCAUAUCUUGGAGAACAACAAUAAGCCCGAGGAAAGCAACGUGGGCAAGCUGCAGAAUAUGAUCCAGAUCAUACAGCUGGUACGCAGCGAUCUUCAAAAGGCGAUUGAGUUUUACGAUAAGUUCUUCCAAGAGAUAGUGAAUUUCCAGUUUGCCAAAGCCCUAUACGUGUUCUAUCAAGCGCGUAUUUGCAUCUUAUGCGAACCUGACGUCAUAGAAAUCUGCAAGAACCUUCGUAGUCUGCAAUAUUCCUCGUACAAUGAUCUCACGAAGCAAGAAGGUUCUCCAGAUCCACUAGCUGAAGGUACUUCGCUGUUUGAGCUCUACCUUGCCCUUCAAAGGUUUGCUACUUUAGGCAUCGGGCUUUGUCCAGCAGAUUACGAUACAUUUCACAUAAAAAAUUUCCAUCAAUGGUUCCAUGGUGGAGUUGCUCAAUGGUUGGAUAUUGCCGUUUACAAGGCGUUGCAAAGGAUAGAAAAGGCUGUUGAAUUGGAUCAGUUAGUGCAUGUUGACAGUAAUGUCAAAUAUAGCUCUUCGGCUGUUGAUACUUUGACGAUAUUUUACCAGGUGAAAGUAUUCUGGGAGCAGCUAAACUGGCCAGACGUUGAAAGUUGUUACACUUUCAUAGCAAAAAUAAUCGACGACAUCUGCAGAUGUUGUGUUUUCUAUGCAGACAAAAUGUCAGCUAGAGUCGAGGGAAUGGGCGAUACUCAGGACGAUAAAAAGUUUGAAGUCACGGCUGAAUGGUGUCUGGCGAUCAAUAAUAUUGAUUAUGUUCGGGAGACUUUGGAACCGUUCACCAGAGACCUGGGGAUGGAUGGUGUUAUACACAAAAUAGGAGAAAUGAAAAGUCCUGUGGAAGCCCAAAGAUGUCAACAUACUUUGGACAACGUGAUAGCAAACGCCAUUGAUACAGUUAGGAACAAAAUCAUCGAAUUAUUGGAGACUGUUGUCAAUAAGAUGGCACCAGCAAUGAAAAGACUGCUCAUCGAGGGCGCCGAGUUAGGUGAUCAAGACAGCAACAGUUGCGAUCGUCUGAUGAUGUACGUCGAUAACAAUUUGGGCACUUUGCAUCGGGAGUUGAACGAGGAAAACUUCAGCAGGACAUUGGAAGUUGUAUGGGAGAUGCUCAAUGGAACUUUGGGGGAAAUCAUACAAUCCAAUAUUGAGAAACGGAGACCUCCAGCGUUUUUCGCAAAUCUUCGAAAAACCCUCAAACUGAUGACUGGAUCCUUCAAAAACCCGCAAAACUGUGAUAAUGACUGUGAUGAACUGAGAAGAACAGAACAAAUAUUGAGGCUCAACGGACUGGAAACUGCAGAGCUCAUACAUGAGGUACAUUUAGAGUUAGCCAAGGAGUUCGAAAAAGUAAAAGAUUCGCAAUUAGGUGAGAUUUCGAUCAAAACAAAAUUUGAGGAAAAUACGUUAACGAUAGAGGUUAUGAAUGCAAGAAACUUGUUGCCCAUGGACUCUAACGGUACUUGUGAUGCUUUUGUCAGGAUACAUCUCUUACCAGAAGCUAAGUUCACCAAUAUAGAGAAACCUAAAACCAAGACGCACAAUAGGACUCAGUUCCCGCUCUUUGAUGAAACAUUCGUCUUAAAGUUGACGCCUGAACAAAGAGAACUCGAAGACGCACUGAUAUUGUUCAGCGUAAAAGACAAAGAUUUGUUAGGAUACAACAAUCAGUAUAUUGGAGAGGCGUAUCUUCCUUUCAAGGACAUUGAAGAUACGUCACAGUCGAUCGGCGUGAUGCCCCAAAUACAUCUGCAACUGGCGAGACCGACCGAUAAAAGUAUGUGUUUAGACAGCAUAAAGGCCUUGGAGUACAGACAAGGCGACAAACAGGCGAAAGAAUUCCUUAGGAAACUGAAACAGCGAAUGGGCACCUAGCAUAGAUUCGUCAAAUUUUUACGAUUUAGACUAAAAAAUUUCAAGUUGUAAUAUAUAAUUUUUCUAUUAUCUUGUAUGAUACGAAUAUAUGUGAGCAGUUGUACAGAACAAAAUGUAUUGUGCUAAUAAAGUGAUUUUUUAUGAAA
This is a messenger RNA of Acanthoscelides obtectus, 3978 nucleotides long. Lineage: Eukaryota; Metazoa; Arthropoda; Insecta; Coleoptera; Chrysomelidae. The record is from the annotation of a GenBank genome assembly.